UUUCUGUGCCAAUAAACUUAUCGACGGUAACUCACCUUAUCCGUACACGCUGUCUGUCAAUGGGACGCCGUAUAGCUUACCAGCGAUAGAAGUUUGUAUGGAAAUUGCAAUUCACGCGUCCCAAUAUAAGGCGAUAAGAAUGACUUAUCGGGUAUAUUGGGACAGCCUCAGAUUAUUGACAGCUAAUUACUGACAGUAGAAGGUAGUAAUCUCUAAAAGUUAUCUCUAUAUGUAGAUAGUAUAUUAGGAACGGCCGUAACUCACAAAAGCCCAGAAUGUUCGACUAUAAAACAUUCUCAAAAGGGGUUGAACCCAUGCCGAAUACAAAAUAAGGGCACAGUAAACGAGGAUAUCCGGGGCAAGUUGCCCAUUAAUAUCUGUAACGAAAUCUUAUUUCGAUAUUUUAGGUUUUUGGCUGAAGUCAAACUAUUUCUAUGAGCAACCAACUGUGCGUUCAACAUAUGAGUAUUUGUUUAUCGGUGAUACUGAAGAUGCAAGCUUUAGCAUUGUGUGUGGUGAAAUGAAAGCGUUGCCAAUGAAUAAUCAGGAAUACUGUUCUGAAGUACAGAUUGAAGAAUAUGACUAUAACAAGGAUAGGAAAGUCGAUAUGAUAAACUUUAAGUUAAGUUUAAAUAUACCUAUAGAACAUACUUUGUCAUCGAUUACAUUGCUUAUAGGCUUAGAUUUAUAUUUAACGACAAUAUGUCCAUUACAAAUGCAAAGUGUAGCACUAAUUAACAAGGAUUUUGCCGCACCAUCAAACAGACUCGCAUAUUAUGGGAACCUGGAGCUGUAUCAAACAUCACACCUGCCAUGCCGGAGAAAUUUUAUAGAUACAACAUACAAUGUAUCAAUUUUUAACAUUGACAAUCGUCAACAAACAAAUAUCCAGGAUUUUAUCGUACAAAAUUAUGUAGACAGAGAAGUGAUAUAUAGGGCCAAUCCUUUGUAUAUAAAACAUCAGAUUGGCAAUACACGUACAAUGGACAUAGAAAUAUAUUUGAAAGUUCCAGAAACAAAAGUGCUAUAUAUACCAAGUAUAUUACAAGAAUUAAGAUGGGCCUGGCCUCAAUAUCUUUCGUUGGUUCUCGUAUUAUAUUGGUUAUUUGACAAAAUCAAAAGAUUUGUUUUUAAUCACCGCUUACUAAUGGCUUGGGAGAUUGUACCUUGGAAGAAAAUAAAUAAAGAAAUUUAA
Molecule: messenger RNA, 1195 nt
Organism: Leptidea sinapis
Lineage: Eukaryota; Metazoa; Arthropoda; Insecta; Lepidoptera; Pieridae
Product: transmembrane protein 231
Exons: 4
Coding region: 521-1195 (224 amino acids)
Biological process (GO): cilium assembly; regulation of protein localization
Cellular component (GO): ciliary membrane; ciliary transition zone
Source: RefSeq, a predicted model, not a curated record